AUGUCCAAGAAGAACGAUACUCAGAAGAACGUGGUCAUCGUCGGCGGCGGCUUCAUAGGCUCCGCCGCCGCCCGCGAGCUCUCGCAGAAACUCGACCCUGCGCGGUACAAGCUCAUUCUCAUCAACAAGCGUCCAUACUACGUCCACCUCAUCGCCGGCGCGCGCGUCACAGUCGCGGACGAGCCAGGGCUCGACGACCGCUCGCUCAUCCCGUACGACAAGCUCUUCGUCAACGGCAACGGCUCCUUCCUCCGUGGCAACGUCACCGCCAUCGAGGAGAGCGCCCCUGGCAAGGGCGGUGUCGUCGUCCUCGACGACGGCGAGCGCGUUCCAUACGCAGCCCUCUUGCUCGCUUCUGGUUCGUCGUGGUCCGGCGCGAUCAACUUCCCCGAGUCCGACGACGAGGUGCGCGAGCACAUCGCGGAAUGGCGCAAGAAGUACGCUGCCGCCCAUGAUAUCUUCCUCGUCGGUGGAGGCGCCGUCGGUAUCGAGACCGCGGGCGAGAUCAAGGACGCGUUCCCGAACAAGAAGGUGACGAUCGUGCAGAGCGGCAGCAUGCUCCUCAACUCCACGUACCCCGACAAGUUCCGCAAGAACAUCGAGCGGCGCGUGCGCCAGCGCGGCGUCAACAUCAUCUUCAACGAGUUCGUCGACGAGUUCCCCGCGCCGGGCGCAGUCGGCGUGCGCACGCGCAGCGGCAAGGAGUUCCUCACCGCGGAUCUCGUGGUCCCCACCUUCGGCGCGCGCCCGAACGCCGGCUUCGUUGCGUCGCUCGGCUCGGACGUGCUCACGGACGCCGGCUUCGUGAAGAUCAAGCCGACGCUCGAGGUCGUCGGCCACCCCGGCGUGUUCGCCGCGGGCGACAUCAUGGAUUGGAAGGAGCAGAAGCAGGCUGGGAAGGCGCCGGCUCAUAUUGGCGUCGCGGUCCCGAACCUCCUCAGCUUCCUUGCGGGCCAGCCGCAGAAUAAGGCGUACAAGGGCAGCAUCGAGAUGGUGGUCAUCCCCAUUGGCAAGUAUCACGGUGCGGGGUACUUCGAUGUGCUUUGGGGUAUCUCUGUUGGGAACUGGGUGACGAGCAUCCUCAAGGGGAGGGAGCUGUUCGUCGGCAAGGCGAGGACGGAUAGGGGAUAUCCGGCGUAG
Messenger RNA from Sparassis crispa, 1140 nucleotides. Its product is annotated as FAD/NAD(P)-binding domain-containing protein. The transcript has 4 exons. Lineage: Eukaryota; Fungi; Basidiomycota; Agaricomycetes; Polyporales; Sparassidaceae. The record is from RefSeq and is a predicted model, not a curated record. Gene Ontology annotation, cellular component: cytoplasm. Gene Ontology annotation, molecular function: flavin adenine dinucleotide binding; electron-transferring-flavoprotein dehydrogenase activity. The coding region runs from base 1 to 1140 and encodes 379 amino acids.